Messenger RNA from Mustela lutreola (European mink), 10930 nucleotides. It is a transcript of the gene CRACR2A, whose product is annotated as calcium release activated channel regulator 2A. The record is from RefSeq and is a predicted model, not a curated record. Gene Ontology annotation, molecular function: calcium ion binding; GTPase activity; GTP binding. Lineage: Eukaryota; Metazoa; Chordata; Mammalia; Carnivora; Mustelidae. Bases 649 to 2778 code for a protein of 709 amino acids. The transcript has 20 exons.
AGCAUCCACUGCGCAGGAAAACUGGAUCUAAGGUGGCCAGUGACGCGCUCCUGUCUCGAAGAGAAGUGGCUGGGAGCUGAGGGAAGAGGAAGGCUCUCCUGGCUGUGAGCAAUGAGCCAUGGCUUCCCGCAGACACCGUCAGAGCUGCACCUAGCCCUAGACCUUGGAUGGAGAUGGCAGGGAAGGCCCUUCAGGCAGAGAAAACCAAGUCAGCAAGCUACACUGUUGCUCGAAAGUCAACGAGGGUGUCUUUACAGCUUCUUUAUGGGGUCAUGCAUGCCCACAAUUCACUGUAUGGAAGAGGCAGGAAAGCAAAAAGGACAAAAUGCAUGCAGUUCAUGCCCGGACCACAGCUGUCCCUCAGGAGCUUGGCCUGGAGCCCAAGUCAAGUCAUUGGGCUGCUGGUCAGGGGUGGAGUGGCCUUGACUUACAGCUUUUCCUCAUGAGCCCUGCCUGGGUGUCCACCUGGCAGUCAGCACGACCACGUCUCUUCCUCCUGGAGCAGCUGUCCGACCCAGAGGCCUGGACUUCAGAGAGAUCUCCAGGAGCAUUCAAGCCUGGACUGCUGCCUCCCGAACCCCAGGUGUGUGACGGGCCACUCAGCUUGCUUGCGGUUCUGCAAGAACUUGAAGAAACUGACAAACCCGGAUGGCUACCCCUGACAGGAGAAUCGUCUCUAAACCCCAGAGACCUGGCCAGGGUGCAAAGGAGAGUGGGGCCUGCCUGGGUCCUGUCGAGGUGGCACUGCGGAGCAAGGCAUGGGAAUUCUUUCAGACCUGUGACACAGAAGGCAAGGGCUUCAUCGCCAGGAGGGACAUGCAGAGGCUCCAUGAAGAGUUACCACUCAGCCUGGAGGAACUGGAGGACGUAUUUGACGCCCUGGAUGCUGAUGGCAAUGGCUUUCUGACGCCAGAGGAGUUCACCACUGGAUUUAGUCACUUCUUCUUCAGCCAGAAUAAGCCGGGUCAGGAAGAGGCAGGUGAACAGGUGGCCCGGCUCCAGGAAGAGAAGGUGUAUCAGUCCAGAGGGGAAGAGCACGUGGGCGACACGGAUGAAGAUGAGGAGACCCAGUUCCAAAUGCUGAUGGACAGACUUGGAGCCCAGAAGGAUUUUGAAGACGAAAGUGACAUCAAGCAGCUCUGGUUACGGCUGAAGAAGGAUGAACCUCACUUACUGUCCAGCUUCGAGGAUUUCCUGACCAGGACCUUCUCGCAGCUCCAAGAAGCUCACGAGGAGAAGAACGAACUGGAGUGCGCCCUGAAAAAGAAAAUUGCUGCUUAUGAUGAAGAAAUCCAGCAUCUCUAUGAGGAGAUGGAACAGCAAAUCAAGCAUGAGAAGGAGCAGUUUCUCCUCAAAGACACAGAGCGGUUUCAGGCCCACAGUCAGGAGCUCGAGCAGAAACUGUUGUCAAAGGAGCAGGAGCUGGAGCAGCUCAUCCAGAAGCAGAAACGGCUGGAAGGCCAGUGCGCCACGCUCCAAAAUGAUGAGCAUGAAACCAAGGCUGAGAAUACCAAGCUGAAAGUCACAAACCAGGAGCUGGCCCGGGAGCUGGAACGGACGUCCCGGGAGCUGCAGGACGCCCAGCAGCAGCUGGAAAGCCUCCAACAAGAGGCCUCCCAACUCCACCAGGAGAAGGAGAUGGAAGUAUACCGCGUGACAGAGAGUCUGCAGCGUGAGAAGUCAGGGCUCCUGAAGCAGCUGGAUUUCCUGAGGGAAAGAAACAAACAUCUUCGGGAUGAACAGGACAUACGUUUUCAGAAAGAUAAGGCAGCCAAGGCAAACACAGCUGCUUCCAAGGCGAACUGGAAACAGAGAUCUGGCUCUGUGAUAGGCAAAUACAUGGAUGGCAGAGGGAUUCUGAGGAGCCAGUCAGAGGAGGAAGAAGAUGUGUUUGGCCUCCCAAGGAGGAGAAGCUCACUUGGCCUUGGUGGAUAUCCCCUUCCAGAAGAGGAGCCAGGGGCUGAGGGUCCGCUCCCCAGGGCACUCCGCAGAAUCAUCUCCAUUGAAGAAGACCCCCUGCCCCAGCUCCUGGAUGGCAGCUUUGAGCAGCCAUUGAGCAAAUGCUCAAAAGAGGAGGAGGUCUCCCAGCAGAGGGUGGAAGCACAAAGCCAGCAGGCCAGACCCUUGGAACCCAUGCCUACAUCUCCCCGAAGGCAGCCUGUUGGAAAAGAAGCCUUGUCUAAGGAGGAAGCCUCCCCCUCCAUCCCAGACCGGCUCUUCAAAAUUGUGCUUGUGGGCAACUCCGCUGUGGGGAAGACGUCCUUCCUGAGGAGGUUCUGUGAGGACCGGUUUGCCCCCGGCUUGGCAGCUACUGUGGGCAUCGACUAUCAGGUGAAAAUGAUGCACGUUGAUGGCUCAUACGUGGCCCUGCAGCUGUGGGACACGGCGGGACAGGAGAGGUACCGCUGCAUCACCCAGCAGUUCUUCAGGAAGGCCGAUGGCGUCGUCGUCAUGUACGAUGUCACCGCCAGACAGUCAUUCCUGUCGGUCCGGCAGUGGCUGAGCAGCGUGGAGGAAGCUGUGGGAGACUAUAUUCCUGUUCUUCUGCUGGGCAAUAAAAUUGACAAUGAGAAAGAGCGGGAAGUUCCGCAAGGCCUCGGAGAGCGGCUUGCCAAGGAGAACAAUCUGAUCUUCUAUGAAUGCAGUGCCUAUUCCGGUCACAACACCAAAGAGUCCCUGCUCCAUCUAGCCAGGAUCCUCAAGAAACAAGAAGAUACAGCCAGGGAGGACACAAUACAAGUUGACCGCCCUGCCAAAAAGAAAUCUUGCUGUGGCUGAUAAGAGUCCUCCCAGCCCUGCUCCAUGUGGACAUGAGGUCACAGGACUUACCCUGAUUCUUGCACAUGGGUUCCUGCUUGGAUGCUGCCACCACAGCCUGCCUAAGCCCUUGUUUCUGUCAACGACUUGCCUCCACCAACAGGAGGGGAAGCACAUCCAGCCAGGAAAGCUGCUCCUGGAGCAUUUUGGAAUCUUCUUUAUCUUCUCUCUCUAGACCCAGGUGCCCAUUUCCCACCCCUUCCCCCAGCUUAGUUUUGUGGGGAAAAGAAACAGAUGGGCUUUUCCAGAAAAAUCACCACAUGCCUUCCCCACCUCCCUUCUGCUCCCCUUGCCCUUAGGAAAUGCAGCACCGUGGUUGUCAUGGCAACCACGAAGGGCAGACUUGCUGCUUCCUGUAGGCCAAAGACACAGGACCAGGGCGGUGGGUCUUCCUUUGGCUCCUGUUCUCUGGAUAUCAAUGGGAUGCUCUUGGCAUAUGCUUCAUAGACCUCGAGAUGCCCACGUGGUGUUGAGAAAAGCAUCCACAUUCUAUUGCACACCCCACCCGCAGGGAUCCUGCUCCUUGCUGGGCUGUAGAACCCCGUGUCUCAGCAGCCACCAUGCCUCCUGUAUUUGUCCCCUCGCAGUCUCUGGAACAUGCCUUAUGAGAAACCCACACCCUUUCCUCUCAACCCCCCACCCACAGCCCUGACUCCAAGGUGGACUGUGGGUGAUAAAUGUGUGCCUGGGGUGAGUGAGUGGGCUUAGUUCCUACUUAACUUUGACUAAGAGAUGAGAAGAAAACGAGGGGAAAAACCCAUCUGCUGCUAAACAGAGCGACCAUUUCUGGUGUAUAAAUAAGGUAUAUAUAGCUCUGUAAAAGCCAUUUUCCAAUGUUUCUCAAAAUAGCUCUUCGAAAAAUUGUACAUGAUGAUUAAUGGGGUAGAUUGACAUGCAGGCAGUGAGGCCCAGCACUGGGUCCAUAGUUACCGACUUCAUUUUAUUUUAUUAUUUUAUUUCCAGAAGACUAUAUUUAAAAAAAGAAAGUGUGGCCACGUUGUGGACAUAUAGCUGGUGUUUCAGAAGUGAGCAGAGUGUAGCUGCAGACUUCAGCAUCCCUGGGAUGUUGCAUUAGGGGCAUGAUCUGGGCCCGUAUGUGGUCUCUUCAUCUGGGUGGUGAUGAGUUCCCAGCCCCAGCUGGGCUCCAGCAUCCCUGGCGGGCCGUCAGGGGAGGGCAUUCUUGGCUUGGGUGGGAGCCUGGAUGAAAAGAUCAUAAAGCUCACCGCCCCCUACCACUCAUGUGCUGCAGGCCCAGCCCUACAGGAAAGUGAGUGGUAUCCAUACCUAAGUGGCACAACAUAGGAAGGGAAAGAAGCACAAAGUGUCCACAGGCCUCCAAGAAGAUUCAAGACAACGGUAUACAGCCAGCUUGGUAGUAGAGUGUCUGCUGGUCAGAGUUCCUAAGGGUGUUCCCUGUAGCCUCCUCCCCAGACUCCUAGAAGUGUCAGAGUUCCAUGGGUCACCAGGCAAGUGCCUACCUCCUUUUCUCAGGCUUUUCUCUCCCUCAUUUGGUGCUUGGAGGCACCAGGGAGCCCAUGGAUGGUACAGCACAAAAGCCAGCACUGAGCCCCAGGAGGUGCCCCAUGAUCUUGGGGGAAGGCAGCUCCCUGUCUGAUCGACCAUCUCAUCUGUAAAAUGAAUGCUGGGCUCUUUGAUGGUUCUGGUUCUUCUUGUUCAAGGUCCUUGUGAUGAUAGCUUCAUCUUCUAACUUAGGCUAGCCUUGCCUUCAGUCCAAAUUUGAAGGGAACUCACAGGAAACUCCUUUCUCUAAGAAAGGACCAUGGCAAUUGUCUCAUUCGUGGGAUGCAGGGGGUGAUGGGUCACCCAGAAGUGGCCCUCCAGCAUCUGUGUGGGUGUGUGUUGCUAUGUGAAUAUGUGUUGUUGAGCAGGGCGGGGGCAGAUAGAAGGUAAGGAUCACCAUAAAGAAAGUAAACUGAAUCUCCUGCUUCUGAAAACAAAAAAGCAGAGAUGACAGUUGGAACUUAUGGGGCAAGUUGGCUAUACCUGGAGUUUCCCAAGCCCGCAGAUGCCUUUAUACCCUAUACCAAGUCCCUGGCUUGGGGCUUCAUUUUUCCAUUUAGGAGAAGAGCAUUCAGGAUUUAGAACAGGGUGGAGUGAUCCUAGUGCCUGAUCCCAUAGCCCACAAAACCUCAAAAGUCCAGGCAGAGAAGAGAGGGCAGCGAGGGUCUUUAGGCCCCUGCUGCUUUCUUCUCUAACCCCACUUGAAACAAGUAUGGAGGAUGGGACCUCAGAGAGCCUCUGAGAAGUUCUGUGUGCCAAGGUCAGAGCCUCCCCUUCUCUCCAAAUUCCCCGUAAGCUAUCAAGGUGAUCCAAGUCACCCCCGUGACUGUGAGCCUGUCCCAGGGCCUGGCAGAGUGCUGUCAGAGAAACCUCUGGCUCCAAACCAUUUACAUAGCUGUAAUGACCUUGAAGUCACCUGGCCAGGGUUCCUGUUCAUCUGUAGAUUGGAGGUUUCAAUGUCUACCUCACACGGACACUUUAAAUAUUAAAUGAGGCAAUGAAUGUGAAAUACUUAGCACAGUGCCCAGUACACAUAGGUGCUAACAGGUAGGGGCUACCUUUGUUGUCAACAUUGAGUCACUGCCCAGACCACUAACCUCGCCCUAAUUUCAGAUUGAGAACCAGCUAACACUUACUAAGCCCUAUAAGUGGGUGUUCUCAUAAACACUACCUUAUUUGAGUACUCAAUUGCUGAGCCCAUUUCCUUGGCAUAUGAGCUUGUUUCUGGCAUUGCUCUUAGCUCUGCUCUCCUUUGUUCCUGUGGGUUUCCUGGUUUUCCAGUCAGUACCAUAUCUCGUAGUGUAUGUAGUCUGCUUCCGCAUAAUCUAAUUCACUCUGCUCCCUGCUUGUGGUUCUCCAGGACACAGACAGCACCUGAGACCUACUGUUAGGGUAUUUACCUAAGAAUGACCUCUGCUCGCCACCAGCGUUGGCUCCACAUUUUCUUCCCUAUUCUGACUCCUUUCACUUCUUCUGUCAUUUGUGGCUGCCCUCAGCCCUGUGUUGCCAAACCAGGGGCUUCAGCACCGAACCAAAACUCUGGUUGUUUUUUGUGAUAUUUGUUUUUAGAUAUAUUUAUUUAUUUUACAGCACAAGAGAGAAAGAGCAAGCGUGCACAGGGUGGAGGGGCAGAAGGAGAAGGAAAGGGAAACUCAAGCAGACUCCUUGAUGAGCCAUAUGUGGGGCUCAAUCUCAUGACCUGAGAUCAUGACUGGAGCCAACACUGAGAAUCAGAUGCUUUAACCGACUGAGCCACCCAGAUGCCCUGCCCCAGUUGUUUUGCUAUUUGUCUACCAUUUAUUUGCUUGAUGGUCUUUUGGGGGUCUUCUCUGUUCCUCUGUAAUAUAUUAGCUUUCUUCCACCUCUCUCCAUCUGAUACUCUUUGUCUUUCCUUAACACUUCAACCCAGUCUUGGACUCCACUCUUCCCUACUCUACCUCUUGAGCCCAUUCCAGGUCACACCUGUACGUUCUAUCAAAAAUAGCUCAACCCUUUGUCCUGUCACUAGCAGCCAAUGCUCUAAAGGAUCUUAAACCAAUUUCAGCUAAAGUACUAAUGCAAAUUGUGGCUUAAGGGCCAUAUGUAUACUUUAAGAAAGAACUUUAAAGGAGGCAAAAUGCUAGCUCAAGGGAAUAAAUCCUAGUGGUCAUGGGGUUCAAGUAUUUAGGACAGAGCUGCCUUCUCCUAAAGUGGUUUGCUUCAAGGAUUUUGGGACUCUAUUUCUGGGUUCAUAUAUGUUUAUAAUUGUUAUGUCUUCUUUAUGAAUUGACCCUUUAUCAUUAUAAGGUGUCCUUCUUGCUUUUGGUAACAAUUUUUGUCUUACAGUCUAUUUUGUCUGAUAUUAGUAGAGACACUCCAGCUCUCUUUUGGUUGCUGUUGCUAUAACCUUCUCUAUUUUUGUACUUUCUCCCUAUUUAUGCUUUUGAAUCUAAACUGAAUCUCUUGUAGACAACAUAUAGUAUGAUCAUGUCUUUUAAUAUAUUCUUCCAAUCUCUGCCCUUUCACUAGGAAGUAUACUCUGUUUACAUUUAAUAUAUUGGGUAAAGUAAGAUUUAUGCCUGCCAUUUUGCUAUAUCUUUUCUGUAUUUCGUACGUCUUUUUGUUCUUCUGCUUCUCCAUUACUGCCUUCUUUUGUUAGUUAUUUUCUAAUGUAUUAUUUUAAUUAUCUUCUUGUUUCAUUUAGUAUUUUUUUAAUUUAUUUUCUUGGUUGGUGCCCUGAAAGUAACCAUUAAUAUCUCAGUUUAUAACAAUCUAGUUUGGAUUAAUACCAACUUAAAUUCAAUACCACACAAAACUUUGCUCCUGUAUAGUUCCAUUCCCCUCUCCUGUAUGUUUAUAUUGUCACAAGUUACAUCUUUAUACAUUUUCUUCCCACCAACAUAGAUUUAUUUUUAUUGCUUCUAUGCAGUUCUCUUUUAAAUCAGAUUUAAAAAGAAGUUACAAAAAAUGCAUUCAUACUAUUUUCUAUAUUUAAUUAUGUAAUUACUUUUGCCAGUGCUUUUUAUUUCUUCAUGUUGAUUCAAGUAACUAUCUAGGGUCUUUCUCUUCACUAGUAUUACUUCACUAGUUUUACUGCUAAAGACCACUGCUCUCAGUUUCAUUUAGAUGAAAAUGUCUUGAUUUAUCCUUCAGUUUUGAAAGAUAGUUUUGUCAGAUAUUGAACUUUUGCCUGACGGGGUUAUUUUCCCCUUGCUACUUUGAAUAUACCAUCCGCUGUUUCUGGCCCCAUGGUUUCUGAUGAGAAAGUAGCUGUUAAUCUUAUUGAGGUUCUUUUGUAUGUGAUGACUUGCUUCUGUCUUGCUGCUUUCAAAAUUCUUUGUCUUUGUCUUUCAACAGUUUGAUUUUGAUGUGUCUAGCUAUAGAUCUCUUAGAGUUUAUCCUACUUGGAGUUUGUUGAGCUUCUUGGAUGGGUAGAUUGAUGGCUUUCAUCAAAUUCAGGGAGGUUUUAGUCAUUAUUUCCUUAAAUAUUCUUUAUAUCCCUUUCUCCCUCUCCUUUCCUUCUAGAACUCCUGGGAUGCAUAUGUUGAUAUGCUUGAUGGUUUUCUGAGGUUUUGUUCACUUUCCUUCUUUAUUUUUUGUGUUCCCCAGACUAGAUAAUCUCAACAGCCCUAUCUUUAAGUUCAGUGAUUUUUUUCUUCUGCCUGCUCAAAUAUGCUAUUGGGAAUUUCUAGUGAAAUUUUCAUUUCCAUUAUUGUAUUUUCAACUCCAAAAUUUCUGUUUGGUCCCUUUUAUAAUUUUUAUAUCUUUAUUGAUUCUCUGUAUUUGGUGGGACCUUAUUCUCAGAUUUUCCUUUAGGUCUUUGAACAUAUUUAACAUAGCGGGUUUAAAGUUUCAAAAACCUCACUUUUCUAGCCAUCUCUACUGUGCACAAAACAAGUUCUACUUGUCAGUUCUUGCUUCCUUCCUCACACUUCACACAACAUUUCCAGGAUUUGUCUCGUGCCUUAGCUCCACUUCUAACCUCCUCCCUAAAGCCUUUCCUAUCUUCUGGAUUGGAGGAGGGAUAUGAAACUCAGAAAUCUUUCAGGUCUGAGAACUGUCCCCUCUACCUUGAGCUUCUGGAUGUCUUGCUGCAGACGAGCUGCCCAAGAAAAUAUCCAUCUCUUUGAGGAAGUGAAAGAAGGCCAGAAACCCUCAGGCAGUGUUCCCUUUCCUGCCAGGAAGCCAGACAUUUCACAAAGUUUCACUCAGAAGGGAUAGGUGGGAGAAUACUACAGAUCAUAAGUAUUUAAUUACUUCAAAAUAAUGAAAUUACAGUAUGCAAACAUACAGAAACAAAUAUUUAAGUAACUUCUUGCUGACUGGGCUUACGAGCACUGUCACCUCUCCUCCUAUUAUCUGGGGGAAAAGAAAUUGACUGCACAAAUCCCAACAAAGUUCAGUCAAAAUCUAUAAGAUUUUACCCUUUAUUUGUUAUUUCUUCCCUUCUUUCCUUGGGGGUGUGUGUGUCAGUGUGAAGGGUAAGGAUGAUGAUGGUUAACAUGAUGUAGGAUCUUUCAAAAGCUCCCCCACUUCCUACCUCCAUUAAUGUCCCUAUUAAUAAAUAUGUUAAUUACAAACAGUAACAGUAACAAAGAACAUCAUAACUCCAACUUUCACACAAUUCAGUGGAGCCAGUUUCAGUAAAGUGUCCUACUUAAGAAGAAACUUCCUGGAAAUGAUGGGGGUUGGGAAACCAUAUGGUGCUUGGCUGAGGACCUGAACUCAAUGUAGAAACUGAGAAGCACUUGUUCAUUAAUGAGGUUGUGUUCAUUUAUCAUCCUGGGGCAGGACUGAGUCAAGUCCAAGAACAGACGCCUCUGUCAGGGCUGGAACUUCAACACUUUGGCUCUGAUUAGGAAGUGGUACUUGCAGGCUCUUGACAUACCACCAGGAGACUCUCCACCCAGAAAAUGAGGACACUUAGGGCCAGUGAGGCAUGUGCCAUCAUAAUGAAUUAUGACUGGAUCCAUCUGACCUAUAAAAGUAAAUACUACCCAUAAAAACCCUGCAAUACUAAGCAAAAAUGUCCAAAGAACAUGGACAGAAGGAAUGGGAUUUUUUUUUUUUUAACUUGGAAUCAAAACAUGUACAGCUCAAGGAGCCUCCUAAUGAAUUUGAGUAAGAUGACUAUGGAAGUAGAAUUUAUUGAGUAUGUGCAGCACCAGGUCAAGGACAGAGUGUCAGGGUAUAUGAUUUAACAUCCAGUGUAUAGGCUCCCCAAGGCCAUUCUGUAAUGGUGUUUGUUGUAUUGUGCUUAUUUAUACACAGUGCCCACAGGGCUGUAAUGAGUGAAAUGCACUGGACUGAACUCCCGAGGGCAGGAGCAUUCAUCUCUGCCUCAUGCUUAGUACAGUGUCUGACAAACAAUGGUUGCCUUAUAGAAGCAGUUGAGAACAGAGCAUCAUUUCUCAAGAACAAGGCCCACCACUUGGUGAGCAGUCCACUGGAGCCCCAGUUCCCAGAGGCUAGAUGGCUGGGCUUCUGGGGUCCGGUAGACCCAUGGGGUUGCCUCCCUGGUUCAAAAUGAGCUGCUGCUUCUGGCUCUUAAAACAGAGUGCUGAGAAGCAUUCCAGCUGCUGUGAUUCAAUUGCAUUUCAGACAGUGUGAUGCCCAUCAAAGCAUUCCAUCUCAUCACCCCAGCAGCCUCCCCAGCUGUUGCUAGUAGCAAUCCAUUACCCUCAGGCGGCUCAACAACUUAAUUUGACUUAGGCUCCAUGCUUCUGUGCAUAAAAGAUGCUUCCCUGCCUGGUUUUCUUCCUUUCUGGUAUGGAACUGACCAACUUUACCCAGGCUGUGCCUCUCACAGAUGUUUUCUCUAAUCCCUAACGAUCUGCUCAGAAUAAGAACAUGAACACAGUUGUGUGACCUUAGGCAAAACCUGGAGCUUCUUGGUGCUCUGAGCCCUAGCUUCCAAAUCCAUAAAAUAGUGUCCUCUGCCCUACUGUCUGCUAGUGUGAAGGUCAAACAAGAACUCUGGGGAAGGAUUAAGUCAACUGAAAACCUGUAGACAAAUGUCAGCUAUUACAUCAUCUGUCUCUCUGUGCAAAAGACAUAAAAACAGAAUAAGCAAGAAAGAAAGCUCCACACUUUUGGUAACCAGGAGAAGCUGGGGCCUCAGGGGAGAGCAUCUCCCAUUUCUCUGGGCUAGCAGAAUAAGGAAAACUUGCAUUCCUUCAGGCUACAGAAUUCUGUCUAAGAAUGCUUUGUAUCUUUCCACUCUGCCUUAAAAUGGGACAGGAACACAGCGUCGCAGACUACAGGGUUCUCACUGGCAUGGUUCUGGUCUCAUUCAAUUUUCUAUUUACAUCAUAAAUGCUAGGUGUGUAGAUUUGUUGCCCAGUCCAGACUUCAGAUAGUGCACUAAUUGACCCACUUUACACAUAUGGUUUAUAGACUCUUUCAUUUUGGGAUGAUGAAAACCUCUGGAGUUGGAGGGGAAUGAUGGUUCCAUGCAAUAUUGUGACUGUACUCAAUGUCACUGUACAGUAGUAAAUGGUUAAGACUGCAAAUUUUAUGUUUUGUAUACUUUACCAUAAUACAUUUUUUUUUCAGAAAACACUUUCACAAACAAUUAUGUUCCACGAAUGAAUAUAGGAUUCACUCUCUUCAA